AUGUCUUCUCCACCACCUACACAUACGUCUUCGACCAUACCUCCGGCCUCUGUGGCCUUCUUUCUAAUCGAAUCGGAGGAGAGGUCCUGUAGAUCACCGUCGUCUCCGAUUGAAUCAGGGAUAUUAAGACGUGUCGAUGGGCCACGUAGGUUGAAAACGGCGGUGUCGUACGCACGAUCGGCGUCGACGUUUGUGGAAAAUAUUCUAUUCUCUGUCCACGUGUUGUUCAUCGUGCCUGGUUUUGCUUCCAUCUUUAUCUGUUAUCUGAACUUAGGGCUUUUACCCCAUCCUCUCCUCUCCCUACCGGUCGCCGAAUAUAACUCUUUCUUCGUGGCUGAUUCAGAACGACUUGAAGGUAAUUUUUCUUUUACUUUGAGGGUAUCGGCUAUGGUGGUGGGGUUUCUUGGCCUUUGUGAGAAAACAUUCGAAUGGGUUUCAUCUAAAGCACAUGAUGGAAACUCAGUUACUUCAUCAGAAUUUAUAGCCUAUUUGCAGGUUGCUGCUUAGUCUUGGAUCAUUUAAUGUUUAUAAUUGUACCAGGAUGUACAUAACCUGUUACUGUAUGGUAUCCAAGGCAGGGGCAAAUCACCAAAUUACCCUUGAAUACAAUUUGUGGAGAAAUCUUCAUGCAUAAAUCCACAAUGUGACUGGAAUCCUACGCUUUGAACGCAAAAACAAAGCUGAAAUAAUGUCAUAAGAAAAUCUAUGAAC
Molecule: messenger RNA, 711 nt
Organism: Lactuca saligna
Lineage: Eukaryota; Viridiplantae; Streptophyta; Magnoliopsida; Asterales; Asteraceae
Source: the annotation of a GenBank genome assembly